Cantharellus anzutake is the source of this 637-nucleotide messenger RNA. RefSeq lists its product as uncharacterized. Gene Ontology annotation, molecular function: peptidyl-prolyl cis-trans isomerase activity. The transcript has 6 exons. Bases 68 to 421 code for a protein of 117 amino acids. Lineage: Eukaryota; Fungi; Basidiomycota; Agaricomycetes; Cantharellales; Hydnaceae. The record is from RefSeq and is a predicted model, not a curated record.
CCGAGAACGAUCCCGACUGGUCUCUUUCGCUUUUCUCAUUUGGCGUACAUUGGACAAUCGUUUUGUAAUGACACUCGAGAUUGAUGGUUUGAUUUCCUGCGUCACACUGGCACCUGGGGCAGAUGAGCCCCUACCAGUUCCAGGAGAUUAUGUUCACCUUGAUUUCAUCAUUAGCUCCGUUAAUGGCGCUGAAUCCUGGACAUCGACGACCCCUUUCGUCCUGCGGAUCGGUGCAUCGCCCUCCGCUAUACCUGCCAUAGAAUUGAUGGCCCCCAGAAUGACGACAGGAGCACGGGUGGAGAUGGUCGUACCUCCGGAUCUGGGAUACGGCGAGCGUGGAUAUCCGCCUAUUGUUCCCGCUAACUCUCCUGUUAGAAUUAUCUUAACUCUCGUCGACAUUACGCGCGCAAAUCACGAUUAGACUACAUACCUGCCAGAAUAUACUGGGGACAUGUGCCACAGGUUCAACUCUUAUAAUGACGUCGUGUUCCGACGAUUGCGCGUUGUUGUGGCUGAAAGUGGGCGACGUAAUGGGAGAAAGUCGGUGGCUACAGUUUUAAAGUGGCAAUCCAUUACUAUUACAGUAUUGUAAAGCUACAUGCAAAUAGAAGCGAAUGUUGAGCCUAGCCUAUCUCCU